AUGAGGUGUCCCCCACACCGGGGACAUCCCAUGGCCUCCCUCUCCACGGACCCGUUGCCGCUCACCCUGGCACUGCUGGCAAUCGCCGUGGCCACCACGGCCACCGCCGUCCCCCUCGGUGCCACCAGCGCCACCCCUUCGGUGGUGUCCCUGGACAUGGCCCCGGACUCCUUCGAUGACCAAUACCGGGGCUGCGGCCGCGCCAUGACCGCGGCGUUGCCGGCCCUGAACCGCUCCGAGCUGCGGCAGAGCGGUCACUUCGCCGAGGCCUGGGCUCUGGCCGCGUCCGAGUGGCGCGUCCGACUGUCCGCUCUGUCCCCUCGGUCCCCUCUGUCCCCGUCCCAGACCACGGCCCUGCUGGCCUACACGGCGCCGGUGCCGUUACACCGGACGUUCAACGCGGCCGUUCGAGCGGCCGGGCGCUCCCGCCGGGAAUACCGGGAUGAGUUCCACUUCAAAACUUUGCAUUUCCUGCUGACCGACGCCCUGGCCACGCUGAGGGACGCUCGGGGACCUCGGUGUCACCGCGUGUUCCGGGGGGUGAGCGGGGUCCGGUUCGAGGCGAGGCGCGGCCGCAGGGUCCGGUUCGGUCACUUCGCGUCGGCGUCGCUGCGGAACGAGAGCUCCUGGAGUUUCGGGACGGACACGGUGUUCCAGGUGUGCACGUGCCAGGGCGUGGCCAUCCGGGAAUUCUCCUUCUUCCCGCACGAGGAUGAGGUGCUGAUCCCGCCCUUCGAGACCUUCGAGGUCACCGACGUCACCAAUGUCACCAAGGGUGGGGACAAGGUGCGGAUCGAGCUGCGCUCCACCGGGACCUUCAGCAACUACAACUGCGAGUGGCUGCGAGGCAGGAGCAUCCCUGGGGACCUGCCCCACCUCGGAGGGCUCCUCCUGGCCACUGCAGCCCUGGCAGUGGCCACCGGCAUCCUCUAA
Messenger RNA from Cinclus cinclus, 933 nucleotides. RefSeq names its product GPI-linked NAD(P)(+)--arginine ADP-ribosyltransferase 1-like. The record is from RefSeq and is a predicted model, not a curated record. Gene Ontology annotation, molecular function: NAD+ poly-ADP-ribosyltransferase activity; NAD+-protein-arginine ADP-ribosyltransferase activity. Bases 1 to 933 code for a protein of 310 amino acids. Lineage: Eukaryota; Metazoa; Chordata; Aves; Passeriformes; Cinclidae. The transcript is spliced from 3 exons.